This is a messenger RNA of Hibiscus syriacus, 570 nucleotides long. RefSeq names its product cytochrome P450 71D8-like. The coding region runs from base 1 to 570 and encodes 189 amino acids. Lineage: Eukaryota; Viridiplantae; Streptophyta; Magnoliopsida; Malvales; Malvaceae. Gene Ontology annotation, molecular function: monooxygenase activity; heme binding; oxidoreductase activity, acting on paired donors, with incorporation or reduction of molecular oxygen. The record is from RefSeq and is a predicted model, not a curated record. The transcript has 3 exons.
AUGAAGACACACGACAUCAACUUCUCAUACAGGCCGGCCCUUGACGUCCCCAAAAUCUACACGUACGAUUUCACCAACAUCGCCUUCGCCCCCUACGGCACCUACUGGAGACACCUCCGUAAAGUCUGCACCACCGAGCUGUUGAGCGCCUCCAGGGUCCAAUCGUUCCGCUCGAUAAGGGAAGAAGAGGUUCUCAACCUCGUGAAGACGAUACACGAAGGCGGCGGAAAACCGGUGAACCUCAGCUCAAAGAUCUCCUUGACAUACGGGGUGGUUGCCAGAGCGGCGUUCGGUGGAAAAUGCAAGGAUCAAGAGACUUACAUCGACAUGCUUAAACAUCUAAAUGGAGUGGAGAAGAAAGUCAUGAAGAUGCAUAAGGAGAACGAUAAGAUAAUCGAGAACAUCAUUAGGGAACACAGGGAGAGAAGGGAUAGAGUAAAAAAUGGCGAUGAACAAGCUGAACAAGAAGAUCUUGUUGAUGUGCUUUUGAGGAUCCAAGAGGAGAACGAGUUCCCUUUGGGAGACAAGAACAUCAAAUCAGUCAUCGUGGACGUUUUUGGAGGGAAGUGA